Messenger RNA from Esox lucius (northern pike), 3418 nucleotides. Its product is annotated as zinc finger protein 385D. The record is from RefSeq and is a predicted model, not a curated record. The transcript is spliced from 12 exons. Gene Ontology annotation, cellular component: nucleus. NCBI's taxonomy places the organism in Eukaryota, Metazoa, Chordata, Actinopteri, Esociformes, Esocidae. Bases 153 to 1895 code for a protein of 580 amino acids. Gene Ontology annotation, molecular function: zinc ion binding; nucleic acid binding.
CGGCUGUAAAAUGUUCUGUAUACACGAACGCGGAGACAUUGUGAAUCGGUCCAAAGCAGGUCCUUGGCAUGGAUGGGUAGCCUCGCACGGCCGCCUGAUCCUGCGAGCUUACGUUUAAAAGCUACACGGAUAUCAGUCUGGUCGGCCCGAGGAUGAAGAGACCUUGGAGCCCCGGGCAGCUGGAGAACGCCCUCCCACCCAAGGCUCAGGAAGAGGAGGAGGAAGCGGAGGAAGCAGAGGAGGACAAGGAGCGCGUUGUCCCGGGGCAGAGGCCUAAGCGGGAGAGGAGGCAGAGCAGUGUGACGCAAUGUGAGGUAUGCAACAUCCAGUUGAACUCCUCAGCCCAGGCCCAGAUCCACUACAAUGGCAAGACUCACCAGAGGAAACUUCGCCAGUUCAGACUCACAAAGGCCUCCAGCGCCACCCAUAAUGGUAGCCUAUCCCAGGCCAACCCCCUCCUGGCUUCCCUGUCCCUCCCAGGACGUCCCCUCCAGACCCAGCUGGACCUAAAGCACUUUCUGCCCCUCCGUGUAAACUCCUCCUCUCCCCUCAGCCUCUUCCCUAACUUCAACACGUCUGGGUUAUUCUGUGCGCAACGGAUGGAUCCGGUCCAGAAGGCGGUCAUCAACCACACGUUUGGGGUGGCGCCACCCAAGAAGAAACAAAUAAUCUCCUGCAACAUUUGUCACCUCCGCUUCAAUUCCACCAACCAGGCGGAGGCUCACUACAAGGGCCACAAACACGCCCGCAAGCUGAAAGCCAUGGACUCCCAGAGGAACCGCCAGAGGGGCCAUAGCUCCCCAGCAGGGAGGGAGAGAGACAGUAGGAAAACAGUGUCAGAGGCCUUGCCAGCAAUGAUGGACCCCAGUCUCACAGAAAAAACUUGCGAAACACCAGGCCUUCUCUUGGCUCCCCAGCCCCCUGCCGGACUGACACCGGAUGACUCCCUCCUGAGGGUACCCCUCAUCCCCAUGCCCGUCUCGAAGGCCUCUCCCCUGGACGCCUCAGUCCUGCUUUCCCCCCAGGUCUCCCCUGCUGUCCCCCAGCUCACAGAGCUCACAACUGACCACAGAACUUUGGAUGGCCCCAUCCUGACCGCCGAAUGUGACCAGGCACUGGAACCCGUCCAGGGCCAGGGGGAGACUCUGGGGGCCACAAGAAGGGAGGGGGAGACAGAGGCGGUCAAGAAGAGCCCUCCUGCCAAGCAGAACCUCCAUUGUCCUGUGUGUAAGGUCACGGUCAACUCCUCGUCCCAGUUAGAAGCUCACUAUAGAGGCUCCAAACACAAACAGAUGCUGGAAGGCCAGGCGUGUGCUCAGGUGCGACGUCGAGGCAAGUUGAUGUCCUCGCCUCGAUCGACCUGCAGGACUAAGCAGCCACCCGGCAGCGGUGUGGGCGUGACCAGCCAACCAUUUCACUGCAAGAUGUGCGAGGUGUCUGUCAACUCAGAGAUGCAGCUAAAACAGCACAUGAACAGCAGAAGACACAAAGACCGGUUGGCUGGGAAACCCCACAAGCCAAAGUUCAGCCCUUAUACCAAAGGACAGCUGAAUCCCGCUUUAGCGAACGUCAGAUGGACUGGCUUCCCGUUUGGGGGGGUGACCUCAGCCAUGGGUAAACUGGCCAGCCACUGCCAACCCAGUGCUUACAGCCCUCAGACCAAAUUGGCCCUACAGAAGCAGCUGUCCAAGGCACUGUCGGCAGGUUUUCUGGCCAGUCACCUGAACCCAGCUACCCUGUGCGCAAUGACCUCCAAUCCCCUGGCCCUGCGAGGCCCCCCUGGGCCCAGCCACACCGCCAUGCUCCAGAACCCUCUGCUCAGCCCAACGCUCUUUAGGCCUGCUCCGGGGCCCCUGAGGGCCACACAUGCGCCCAUCAUCUUCUCGCCGUACUAGCCAAGCUUGAACCAUACUGGAUCAAAUUGACAAGUUUACGACAAAUAAUGAGGCCCGUAUGCGAAGAGACUGAAUCCUAAUCCUGACACAUCUGUUCAUCCUCUACCAGCGUACCCCCUUGGCACCUAUGUACAGUAGAUGCUGUAUAUGAUGUGGUGCAUAAGCAAUAUAGUCAAUACAGAGGUCAGUUCUGACCUCUAAUAGACCAGGAAGGAUCUUAAUCCUGUCACUUAAACACCAAUCCAAACAUUUCAGGUCUUUCCAAGUGCACAGAUAUUGAUGAUUUUGGGAGGGACCUAAGCAUGAAUCCAGGGUCAGAGAGAGCUGAAUUGAAGCUACUGAGGCUGCAGCGCUACACAGUAGAGAACCAGAAAUGUCCUUGGGGUACCAGCCAACAAUCAAAUCCCAUCUCUCUAAUGACAGCCUGUUCAAACGGGGUCAGGAACUUUUUGAAAGCCAUAAAAACAAUCCACUAUUGGUUUUGUUAAGCCAAUAUUUAUGUAUAAAUAUAUGUCACGUAUAAAGGCUGUUGCCAGUGUGUCCUUGCUUUAGGAUAGUCUCAUAUUUCCCUUACCCAGUAUUAGUAAACCACCUGUCUGGGAAUCGGUUUAAUGUUGUGAUUUUUUCAAUGGUGCUUUUCAAACAACACUUUUAUUGAAAUCCCAAAAGAUUAUCUUUGUUGACACAAGGAAAAAUGUCUUUAAGAAAAUGUACUACUGUUCAAAAGUUUGGGGUCAAUUUCCUUGUUUUCGAUAGAUGAGCACAUUUUUGGUCGUUUAAAAUGACAGCCAAUGGAUCAGAAAAACAUUGUAAACGUUGUUCAUGGUGUAAUGGAAUAUCAACUUUAGCUUACAGAGUAUCAGCAACCAUCAGUCCUGUGUUCCAAUUGCACGUUGCUUAUCCAAGUUUAUCAUUUUCAAAUGCUAAUUGAUCACUAGAAAGCCAUUUUGCAGUUAUGUUAGCACAGGUGAAAACUGUUGGGCUGAUUAAAGUAGCAAUAAAACUGGCUUUCUUUAGACUAUUUUAGUAUCUGUAGCAUUAGCAAUUGUGGGUUUGAUUACAGGCUGAAAUUGGCCAGAAAAUUGUCAGUCUAUUCGUGUUUUGAGAAAUGAAGACUUUUCCAAUACGAGGUCCUCAACUGGCAGCUUCAUUAAAUAGUACCCACAAAGCACCAGUCUCAACGUCUACAGUGAAGUAGCAACUCCGCGAUGAUGACCAUCUUGGCAGAGUUGCAAAGAAAAGGCCAGUCAAAUGUCAGACUGGCCAAUGAAAAGAAGAGAUCAAAUGUCUGUGCAAAAGAACAUAGACGCUGAACAGAGGAAGAUUGGAAAAAAGUGUGAUGGACAGACAAAUCUAAGUUUGAGGUGUUUGGGUCACAAAGAAGAACAUUUGUGAGACGCAGACCAAAUUAAUAGAUGCUGUAGGUGUGCUUGAUAUCCUCUGUCAAGGUGGAGGCAAUGUGAUGGUCUGGGGUUGCUUUGGUGGUGGUAAAGUGGGAGAUUUGUACAUGGUGAAAGGGAUUG